Messenger RNA from Gasterosteus aculeatus aculeatus (three-spined stickleback), 1114 nucleotides. NCBI's taxonomy places the organism in Eukaryota, Metazoa, Chordata, Actinopteri, Perciformes, Gasterosteidae. The record is from RefSeq and is a predicted model, not a curated record.
CUUAAUACAGCGAGACCUUUGGUGAACAAUGUGGUGGAACAUUUUAUUUAACUUAUUACAGCAGUCUUGCAAAGAAUGCAGCCUUUUCCAAGCUGAUUGUAUUACAUUUUAAAAAAAUUAAAAAGCGCUUGAAUGUAAUCCUCCACUUUUUUCACCCCUUUCUCAUGGAUUUAGAGGUAAUAGUAUAGUUGUCAUGCCCACAUGUAAUGUGUGGAGCGAAAAAGGUUUCUUCUCAAGACAAAAAAUCAAAGCGAUUGAUUCCCACAUUCAUCCUUUCAUUCACUAUGUUGACUUUGUGUUCGGUCAGCGCUGAUAACUGAAGCGACCAUCACCAGCAGCCCUGCAGCCAUCUUGAUAGAAGACAAAAGCUCGGCCAACCUCAGCUGCGAGGCCCUUGGCUCCAUCAGCACCAUUGAGUGGAUGAAGGACAAGCGGCCGCUCCGUCCGAGUGGGAGGGUCACCUUCUCCGUGGACAACAAGACGGUGUUCCUGCAGCCAGUUCACAGCUCCCACCACGGCACCUACCAGUGUCGAGUCAGCAACCCAGUCAGCACCGUGACUGUGGCCCGAGAUCUCACUGUCAACUUUGGACCACAUAACAUAUCAAUUAUUGGACCAUCAGCAGCAGCACCUGGCCAGAGAGUCGCACUGGAGUGCACAGCAGACUCCGUCCCACCAGCAAACUUCAGCUGGAUGUUCAACGGCAACGACAUGCGUGUGAAUAACUCCGUGUACACCAUAGAGCGGUUUGAGGUAGAACGCAUGGGGAAUUACACCUGCACUGCCAGAAAUAUGGUGACUAUGCUGGAAAACUCCACAGUUCUGAACCUGAAAGCAUCCUGCAGUGCUCCCCAGUGGUCGUAUUUAUUGCUUCUCAUCAGCGCAAUAAUCAGGAGUUAGCAGGUUCCUUCUCCGACGCAUCAGGACCCUGAUCAAAAUCAAUAAAAAUGUUCUGCACAAGAAAUGUUGAUUUGACUCAAUAGAUAUUGACGUCGCAGCUUGUCAUCUGUGAGAUGAAUUGACAAAUAUCACAUGGGAAAAACAAUUAUUAUGUGAGUCUUUAUUAAACAGACUUUGGCAGAUGUAAGAGUACAAAUAAACACCUGCGCUUUCA